Messenger RNA from Blastomyces gilchristii SLH14081, 3354 nucleotides. Its product is annotated as pfs domain-containing protein. Gene Ontology annotation, biological process: nucleoside metabolic process. Lineage: Eukaryota; Fungi; Ascomycota; Eurotiomycetes; Onygenales; Ajellomycetaceae. Bases 1 to 3354 code for a protein of 1117 amino acids. The transcript has 6 exons. Gene Ontology annotation, molecular function: ADP binding; protein binding; catalytic activity. The record is from RefSeq and is a predicted model, not a curated record.
AUGGCUUCGGGCAAUACUCCAGCUACAACCGACUACACGAUAGGGUGGAUCUGUGCCCUUCAAGAUGAAUUGGUGGUGGCUGAAGCGAUGCUGGAUGAACGUUACCCAUGCCCCCCGCAGCCACCCAGCGACGAUAACAUAUACACCGUUGGCCGAAUCGCAUCGUAUUAUACUGUCAUCGCAUGUCUCCCUGCCGGUCUACAUGGCACCACAUCAGCAACAAGAGUGGCCGAACAAAUGCAACGGACCUUCUCGGCUCUGAAAUUUACUCUCGUGGUGGGAAUCGGGGGAGGAGCUCCGAGUGAUGACCAUGAUAUCCGACUUGGAGAUGUUGUGGUUAGCCAGCCUUCUGAUGGGCAUGGUGGUGUCCUAAACUACCGGUUCGGAAAGAUAAUAGACGGCGAGGGAUUCCAGUGCACAGGCUUUUUGAAUAAACCACCCCAAAUGUUACUGAAUGCGGUGGCGUAUCUCAAAUCACAACACCGGCUACAUGAAUCCUCCUUGCCCUAUCAUCUGGCUAGUAUGAUACAGCAGCACCAGAAGCUCGGAGAGAUCUUUGAGUACCAAGGCGAGGAGCUUGAUCGGCUAUUCGUUGCAGAAUACUCCCAUGCUAGCGGCAAGGGACAUUGUGACGAAUGUGACCUGACCAAGACAAAACACCGACCCUCACGUGGUAACCUCGACCCGGUUGUUCAUUACGGCCUUAUUGCUUCUGGAGACGUGGUCAUAAAGGAUGCUGUGGAGCGGGAUACAAUUCAACAGCGGUACGGGAUUUUAUGUUUCGAAAUGGAAGCUGCUGGCUUGAUGAAUGGACUGGACUGCCUAGUCAUUCGGGGAAUCAGUGACUAUUCGGAUUCUCAUAAAAAUGAUCGUUGGGGCCCCUAUGCUGCGGCUGCAGCUGCUGCAUAUGCAAAAGAGUUGAUAAGAUCUCUCCCGGUACAGGAGCCAAAGACAUGUGUUCGGCCCCAAUCAAGGUGUGGUAACUCUCAGAUGAUUCCAGUAAAAAGCAAGCUCGAGGUAUCCUUAGACCAACCUUCUCAGUUCGCAGAUGGUUCCGUUUUCGCCUUUUCGAGCCCGGCGAUAGUUGAUAGGCGUAGAGCACUAAUUACCGCAGAUCGCGGGCUUGAAGCCGCCAAGGUAUCAACCAGACUCAGAAGUUCAGGCACGCUUGAUCGACCCAUCUACUUAAAUAUAUAUCCCCGGAACAACCGUUUUUUUGGGCGACGUGAUAUCUUGCAGGCUAUCUCUAAACAAUUAUUUCCCGCUAUGGACGCUACACCGAGACUACAAUCGUUCGCUUUGUAUGGUCUUGCAGGAAUUGGCAAAUCCCAAAUUGCGACGGAGUUCGUGUACAGGAGCAAGAAAAUGUUCCGUGCUAUCUUUUGGGUUUCGGCUAGUAGUACUGAGAAGCUGUUUCAGGGUUUCACUGAUAUUGCAAGGGAACUAAACCUCUCUGAUGGGACAACGAUAAAGAAUCAGCGGGCGAUUGUGAAACUUGUCAAUCAAUGGUUUAUACGCACAGUCGAGCCUUGGCUACUCGUCCUGGACAAUGCGGAUGACCUAUUAAUCAUUAACCAGUUCUGGCCUUCCUCGGAUCGUGGUGCGGUGCUUGUGACAAGCCAGAAUCCUGCGUCUGGGUCCCAACUAGAUAUGGGAAUGGAAGUCAAACCCUUUUCCCCAGAAGAAAGCUCGAUAUAUUUUCGUGAGCAGCUCGGUGGUGUCCGAGUUCAAGAUGAUGAAGCCAAGCAAAUCACUGAGUCUUUUGGGCACCACACCCUCACCAUUAAGCAAAUGGCCUCCUAUAUACGGGAGUCAAAGUGCAGUAUCUCGCAAUUCCGGGAAGCAUAUGCCGACUCUACGAAGCGGCGACAAUUACUGGCGACACCCAAUGAAUUUUCUGCCCCUGGCUAUUCGCACACCACCGCGACGGCAUUUGCAGUUAUAUUUUCAAAACUCAGCAUUGAUUCCCUGUGGGCCCUGGGCAUGCUCUCCUUUUUUGAUCCCGACAGAAUUCCAGAGACACUACUAGAAGAUAAGCAAAAUAGGAUACCUUACUUGGCUGACAUUAUAAGCCGUCAUGGGAUUAUGCGAGACUUGGGCCGCUACUCCCUUAUAGACAAAUUGGAGGACGAACCAAAUCUACGACUUCAUAGAAUUGUUGCCUAUACAAUCGCAGAGGAGUUCGAUUCAGAUGUAGCCAGGGCCCAAGUUGCUUUCCAAAGUGCGGUGGCCAUGCUCCACCAAUAUUUUCCUCUACAGAGCGAAGCACGUAGCCAUAUGAACGAAAAGUGGGGGGAAUGUGAAAAAUACGUACCGCAUGUGCUAGCAUUCAAUGAUCGCUAUUGCAACUUAUCAGAGCAAGUCACUUUAACACUCUCUUAUGACUUUAUUGAACUCCUUUACUGCUGUGCAUGGUAUCUCUUUGAGAGGGGUCGGUUCGAUCUUAGCUUCUCCAUUGUUGGCUCAGCAGAGUCCGCUUACAACCGGGCUGAUCUCCAGGACCACGGCCUGCUGCUGGCUGACCUGUAUAGCCUACAGGCUGACAUACACAACGAACUAACCCAGGCGGAUAAGGCAGUCGAAUUUGCCAAGAGGUCAUUAGAGAUCAAGGAGAAAGCAGUUGCUGCCAAAGUGCUCGACAAACAUCACCCUCAAUUAGCUAACUCCUACAUGGAUAUCGGUGUCUUUAUCGCCGGCACGAAUCCGCUCGGUGCCAUCCGCUUGCAUGAAAGGGCCAUUGCGAUUCGAGAAGGAUCGCCCAAGUACGCAGAUGAUCAGAUGCAACUACUAUCUUUGAAUUACAUGAAUAUCGGUCGCUGCUGGUGGAUGGUGGAGGAAUUUGACAAAGCCACUGCCGCAUACCAGAAGAGCCUUGACAUUAUCAAAAAGCUGGAAGAAGUGACGGGGGCACCUUUUGCACAGAAAUCCUGGGCCAUGUCAGCUCUUGCAAAUGUUCUCAUCGACAAGGGAAAUUUUGACGCCGCGUUUGAUCUCUACGCCCAAAGCAUGAUAGUGCAUCAACUAGUACUUGGGAUAACUCACCACAAGACCGCAGCCUGUUACAACAAAAUUGCCUGGUUCCUACGAGAACAAGGCGAGUACGGAAUGGCAAUCGAUUAUCUUCGGCUGUCACUUAAGAUACAUACAAAUAAACACGCCAUAGACACACGGCCCGAAAUUGCGCGAACAAAAUACCAGCUCGCAGAGGUCUUAUGUGAUGUCGGCCAGAUUGAAGAAGGCAAUCGACUCAAGGCUGAGGCUCAACAACUACGACUCCAGCUCGUAGGGAAGCUACCAGGGGAAGAUGAGUCACAAAAGGCCUACGAUGAACUAGUCGCAUAUUUUUAUCGAUGA